Messenger RNA from Colletotrichum destructivum, 2417 nucleotides. RefSeq names its product Putative P-loop containing nucleoside triphosphate hydrolase. Gene Ontology annotation, biological process: cytoskeleton-dependent cytokinesis; intracellular protein localization. The record is from RefSeq and is a predicted model, not a curated record. NCBI's taxonomy places the organism in Eukaryota, Fungi, Ascomycota, Sordariomycetes, Glomerellales, Glomerellaceae. Bases 185 to 2206 code for a protein of 673 amino acids. The transcript is spliced from 4 exons. Gene Ontology annotation, molecular function: molecular adaptor activity; GTPase activity; GTP binding. Gene Ontology annotation, cellular component: septin ring; cell division site; microtubule cytoskeleton.
UCCUAUCCCACCUCGGCGUUAGCAUCACCUUUACCCCGGCCUCACGUACACCUUCCCCAAUUGCAUACAUAGAUGCCAGGUCGACCAUACAACUUACCUCCACCUACAUAUGUGAAGCGUUUUCCACAGUCCAAUCCUCUGACCGCCUCAAUUAUUCCCGAACUGAUGAUACCCUCGUUUCGACAUGCGACCUUUACCUGGCAGCACUGCGUUCCCGGGGACCCCUUCCUCGAGUGACGGAGCCUCCGAUUGCCUCGCUUCCGCUUCACAGUCUACCGCCGCCCAUAUGUCUUUCAUUCUCACCGACGAAGCCACAAUAGAUUCUUCACUUGCGCCCCAAUACCUACCUCUCCGGACGCGCGACCAGCGCAAACACGCCGUCCACACCGUAUCUGGCGACAUCAGUGCCCCGAACCGUGAACUCGGUACUGCUUCGCCUGCAACAGCCUCUCGUUCCACCCCUACGUUGCAGCCUCGUGACAACACGCCACCUCGAUCAGUUCCUGCGACAAACCCAUCGCCAGCAAGAGUGCAUACCCCUCCACCUAUUGCAUCUCAACCCAUGACGCCAAUACUGUACGGCGUGUCUGGACCCUGUUCCGCUAUUAGCAGUUCUUCAUCCCGGCGUAACUCCUUGGUAGGGUCGCUAUCCGAAUAUCAAGAAAGCUUCGUCAUGAGCGCAUUUGGGUCUUCAGAGCCUGGUCAACCCCAGAGUUCGUACGUCGGCGAAGGCGCUCAGCAGUUCAUCAUGCCCACCAUCAACGUCCCUAGCCGGAGACCCUUCACAGAAACAGGGAAGAGUCUCGGGAGGCUCAAACUCCUCAUGGCUGGCAGGUCAGGUCUAGGGAAAACUGCACUGAUCCGAGCGAUAACACAUUCUUGCUCUCACAUUGUACAUGUUGACUCUACCAUCCCGAUUGCAAUGGCAUCCACGGGCUUGCUACCAGGGAACGCGCUCUCGAGUGAUCCUCCUAUUGGCCAGGGAACUUUCCAGAUAACUGAGACGUUCGCCAGCACCAAGCCGUAUCCACCUUGGUGGAAGGGAUCGGUUCAAGGCAGUUUCAUGUCCAGCUCUACCAGUACCGAUGACACGAUAUUAGAUAGGAAUGUUUGUCUGGUGGACACGCCAGGUUAUCAGGAAACAUGUCGACCUACGGAAACGGUUAACCAGGUGUCGCAAUACGUUGAAUCCCAUCUUCAAAAGAAUCGUCUUAACGGUUUGGAGGACUCGGAUGUCUUGAAGACGAUUGGUGGAAGCGGUGGUUUGCUCGUUGAUGCCGUGCUCUACACGAUACCCAGCUCAGGCCUUACCUCGACAGAUUUCCAGUACAUUCGUCAACUGGAAUCACUUACGAAUGUUCUUCCACUCGUCGCGCACGCUGACGUGCUGACAUCGGAGCAAAUCACGGAAAGCAAGGAGCGCAUCGCAAAGCAACUCACUGAGGCAGGCAUUAGGUUGUUCACUUUCUCUCCCCCGGCUUCCAACCGAGACGAACCAGACAUAUAUGCGAUAUCGAGCAAGUUAGGGUCAGAUCUUGAUGUCAUGGAUGCCAGUCUGCUAAUGGGUUCCGAAUACGUGCAACCUCUUGUGCCGACUGACCUCUCGCGUUUGUUGGAAAGUAUAUUCAGUGUCGAUGGGGCAACGUGGCUCCGACAUGCUGCUGCGACGAAGCUUCUGAGCUGGCGCCUCCGCCACCCCAGGACUAGUAUCAGCUCUACUGGCCUCACAUUACAUCCAGAGGGGCAUGUGGAUAGGCGACUACUUCGCACUCAGACUGGUUCUUUAACGCCUCUCGCCACAAGCCUGGUGCCGCGCUAUGCCCCUCACGAGGAGCGUUUCUGUCGAAUACAAUUCACAGACUGGGCAGCUGACUUACAACGCAGCUUAGCCAAUGAGAGGGCAAUUCAGGAGAGGACUGCGCGGGCGCAGGCAGCUACAUGGAUGGGAGAAGGGUUGCGUGGUGGGCUGGGCGAUGAGACAAACGAGGCCAUGGCAUUGACACGAACCCGUGGACGACGAGAUCAUCAACGGCCCUUCAACAGGAGACACAGCACAGGCUCAAGUCAAAAUUGGGCGCUAGCGAGGCAUCAAGACCCCCUGGGCUUACUACAACUCAAGGCCGAUUUUAGAUGGCAGGGCUGGAACACCUUAGAGAUGGUUGGCGGCCUUGGACUUCUCGGAGGCUUGGCGUGGCUGCUCGUCUGAGAGUCCACGUGACUAACGCCUUGGUUGACUUUGAGGGCGAGCAGAGGCCGGAGGCGACCACUAGGAAUAGGGCAGCAUCGAGUUGGCGAUGUGCAGCACUCAACAUCACGGUUACCGCAGGUGGUGUGUCACGGAUGGACGAUAGUGAAUUACUAUAUGAUUAAAGCAUCUGGAAAGAGAGGUGUAGGUAUUCCUACGUAGUUUUUCACCU